AUGUUGGGUCAGGAGGCGGGGCCGGAGAUCGACCGCUCCUCCUGUAUCUGGCGUAUGAACAACGCCCCGACGCGGGGGUUUGAACACGACGUGGGGCGCCGCACCACCCUCAGGGUCGUCUCUCACACCUCCGUCCCUCUACUGCUGCAGGUGGGGGCUGUUUCUCCUUUUUCUCUAAUUAGUUAUGUCCAACCCACAUAAGACACUGUAUUAAUGAGAAGGGCUUACAGAGAGAGAAAAAAACAUCCAAAAGGACUAAUUCGAGGCAGAAAAAAAAUGUAGGCAAAAAAUAUAUUUAUUUUAGCUCACUUUAAUCCAUUGUUCAGGAUGAGUACAGGUGACUGACGUUUGGACAUCAAGCUGACGUCUUCAUCAGAGUGUUCAUGAUUCAGUGUGUGACUACUGUAAAGGGUAUUUUUUUAUCUUCCUGCCACUGAUUCUGCAGAUAACUUUGAUAUCUAACUGUAAGUCGCUCUGGAUAAGAGUGUCUGCUAAAUUACUCAAAUGUAAAUGUCUUUGGGUUCAUGAAAACGCUAACCCAUUUCUUCUUCUUCUUCUUCUCAUCAGAGGCCUCAGUACUUCUUCGGCCAGGCCAACGACACGGUGUAUGUGGUGUGGGGUCCUCUGAGGAACAUGAGGAAGGAUGGGAAGGGCAUU
Molecule: messenger RNA, 657 nt
Organism: Coregonus sp. 'balchen'
Lineage: Eukaryota; Metazoa; Chordata; Actinopteri; Salmoniformes; Salmonidae
Source: the annotation of a GenBank genome assembly